Messenger RNA from Fulvia fulva, 1173 nucleotides. Its product is annotated as Methionyl-tRNA formyltransferase, mitochondrial. Bases 1 to 1173 code for a protein of 390 amino acids. Lineage: Eukaryota; Fungi; Ascomycota; Dothideomycetes; Mycosphaerellales; Mycosphaerellaceae. Gene Ontology annotation, molecular function: methionyl-tRNA formyltransferase activity. The record is from RefSeq and is a predicted model, not a curated record. Gene Ontology annotation, cellular component: mitochondrion. Gene Ontology annotation, biological process: conversion of methionyl-tRNA to N-formyl-methionyl-tRNA; biosynthetic process. The transcript is spliced from 2 exons.
AUGUUUGGCGUACGUCUUCUUCGGCGGAGCGGACCUACAGCACCGUCAACAUGGUGCAGAUCAUUCACAUGUAACCAUAAACGAUUAGCACAGCAGCACAAACCUCUGAGCGUCCUCUUCUGCGGCGCAGAUCAAUUCAGUGCUGCCUCACUCCAGGAAGUGUACUCUCUCCAGCAAAAAGACCCAUCAAAGAUUGCCAGUAUCGAUGUCGUCUGCCGACCUGACAAGAAAGUCGGCAGAGGGCUCAAACAGACACUGGAAGUACCAAUCAAAUCCUUCGCCACCAACCUGGGCCUCGACAUUCACCAGAUCGACACCUUCAAAGGAUGGAGUCCUCCAAGGCCAAUCGAUCUGGUCAUAGCUGUAUCCUUCGGUCUACUUGUUCCAUCUCGGAUCUUGAACGGCGCUACAUACGGUGGUCUCAACGUGCACCCUUCGCUGCUACCAGACCUUCGCGGCGCGGCUCCCAUUCAGCAUGCUCUACUACACAACCGUAGCCAUACGGGUGUCAGUCUACAAACAAUGCACCCAACCAAGUUCGAUCAUGGCAUGAUACUCGACCAGACGUCAACUUCUGGAAUUCCGAUAUCAGAGAACGCCACGCCAGAAGAGUUGCUUAAGCAGCUCACGCCACUGGGAGCAGAGAUGUUGCGGAAAGCGCUGGAGGAAGGCUCGUUUAUGUCGCCUAGACCCUUGGCGCAGGCCAGCAAUACAUCUGACGGGCACAUCCUCGCGUCAAAGAUCACACCGGAGGACCGCCAUAUCGAUUGGACUACAUGGACCGCAGACAGGAUAGUCAGAUACGACCGGGUUAUUGGAAGACUAUGGGACACUACGACAUAUCAACGUUGCUUUUUACCGCAUGAGAAACCGGGCGUCAAACGUAUCACCUUCUAUGGUCCAUGGGAACGGGUAUCGAAGAGUGAAGAUUCCAAGCUUGAGCCAGGCGAGCCCGCUCUCUGCAUAUCGGCAGAUAGCAAACUCAAGAGGUUUGGUGUAUGUGCUGCUGAUGGUGAGAUGGUAUUGCCGAGGAGUGCCACAGUCGAGGGCGCGGCGAAAGGAAAAGGAUUGCAGAGCUUGAUGCACGCGCUGCAGCUGAUUGGUCGGGUGGCUGCUUCGCCCCGAGAAUUCAAGAAGAGGUAUGUACGUCCUGUUCGGACGACAGGGGCAUGA